Salarias fasciatus (jewelled blenny) is the source of this 1786-nucleotide messenger RNA. RefSeq lists its product as uncharacterized. Lineage: Eukaryota; Metazoa; Chordata; Actinopteri; Blenniiformes; Blenniidae. The record is from RefSeq and is a predicted model, not a curated record. The transcript is spliced from 8 exons. Bases 23 to 673 code for a protein of 216 amino acids.
GGGAACGACAGCAGGACGCCUGAUGGAGUCACCUUUAAAGAUGUCAUCACCUGAAGUCAGCGAGCAGACUGUGGAUGAGAGUGACAGAUCUCAGCAGAUGUCAUCACCUGAAAUCAGUGAGCAGGCUGUGGAUGAGAGUGACAGAUCUCAGAUGUCAUCACCUGAAGUCAGCGAGCAGACUGUGGAUGAGAGUGACAGAUCUCAGCAGAUGUCAUCACCUGAAAUCAGUGAGCAGACUGUGGAUGAGAGUGACAGAUCUCAGCAGAUGUCAUCACCUGAAGUCAGCGAGCAGACUGUGGAUGAGAGUGACAAAUCUCAGGGAACACAACAGCUUGCCAAACUGGGCAAAGUGCUUUUGACAGUGGAGAAGGGGACCCUCUCACAGUGUAAAGGCCAGGCCCUUGACGACAUUGAGAUUGACCCUGAAGAGAUUUCACAGAUCCAUCUUAGAAGAGACAACUCUAAACGUAAGUGGGAUGACACUGAGGUACGUGCUGUGGAAAGACACAUGAUGGACUUCAUACAUACUUGCAAGGUACCACGCAAGAUGGACUGUCUGCAGUGUAUCAGGGCAGAGCCCGACACACUGAGAGACUGCAACUGGACUGGUGUAAAAAAUUAUGUCAGAAAUCGAAUCACUGCUAUGAAGAAAAAGGCUUGUGCUAAACAAUAAGAGCCAGUAUUUGAUACUUUACAGAUCAUUCAUCAAAUCAUCCUUUUCUCUUUUGAAAUAAAUUGACUUCUUACCUCUUACUUAUAUGUUUCUACCCACAGAAAUAAGAGCCAGUUUUUGUUAGUUUUCAGUAAUUCAUCAGCUCAUCGUUAUCUUUUGGAAGAAAUAGACUUGUUACACGCUACCUAUAUGUUUGGAACCACAUAAAUUGUUGUUCUGAGCUUUGAUGUUCACACAUUGUUUCAGUAAAACACAUUUUGACAGCAUACCUUAGUUUGUUGGGUGAUGUUUAUUUUCAUGCAAAUUUGAUUCUGGUUCCAAUGUGGCUAAGAUAUUCAGUCUAAAUCUUAUUUAGAACAAAGUGUUUCCUGUAGAAUUUUAUUGAAUCUCAAGUAAGUCAGUAAGUAAAAUUUAUUUAUAAGGCGCUUUUCACAGAUCAUCCGUCACAAAGUGCUUCACAGUGUAAAAAUCACAAAGAGGUCAAAGACAUUACACAGUACAUAAAAACAAGGAGAUUAGAGUAUGUGUUACUGCCGAGACAGCGCUGACCGGGGGUCUAGAAUGCCUUCUGAAACAGAUAUGUUUUUAAGAGUUCCUUGAAAGCAUCCACUGAGUCCAGGGAGCAGGUCCGGAGGAAGCUCGUUCCAGAGGCGCGGCACAGUGGAUGUAAAAGAGUAUUCACCCCUGGUUUUAAAACAAGCAUGGGGAACUCUCAGAAGGUUCCGAUCAGAUGACCUGAGGCUCAACUGUUGUUAAUAGUCCUUACAACAUAAAAAUUGCUAAUAUGGCAAGGACUGGCCAUUACUUAAGCCAUUGUCCUUCAGUUGUUUUGGUUUCUAUUGAAAAAGUUAAAUAAGAAAAAAGUUAGUGCAUUUCUGUAGAUGCCAAGAGCUACUCAGGAGCAGUGUUGAGACUGAAUUUGAUGGUUGAAUAUUCUCAUAACUCAAACAUAACAAAAAUACAUGCUAGAAUUACUUUUAUGGACUUUUGUCCCCAAAGGAAUUUGAGGCACCUAAAAGUGACUUUUAUGAGUUUGUGUAUCUGUGUACAGUUGAAGUCCUCAAAAUGGACAUUAAAAUUAUUUGUCCCCAAUCUCAAGGUAAAAUUCAAGUU